UCUUACAAUGAAGGUAUUAAAUAGUAUUUAUUAUUUAUGAUGGUUAUCUAAUAAUUGUAGUAUUUACUUCGUUGAUAUCUGAACGAUGACUCAUUCGCGUGUUUUGGGCAAUCUACUAUACAUAACAAUUGUCAGCUAAUAACGCGAGUAUAGUCUCAGUGCUACAUAAGGCGGAGUUCGACAAGCCGCUCUCAGUUGCAGGAGCCGGCCGCCGCGCAAACACACGGCCGCGGUUAAGUGUCAACCCGUCCGAGUGUUCACAAUUCUGCUUUAUUAGUGGUACCUACUUCGUAACAAGAACAUGAUUUUUGUAACUUUAAUUUUUGUGGCGCUUAUCGCGUUAUACUUUUACGGGACCAAAACUUUUAAAUAUUGGGAAGAGCGGGGGGUCAAACAUGACAGGCCUAUUCCAAUCCUAGGGAAUAAUGCAAGCAAUUAUCUAAUGCGCAAAAGUAUGACCCAAUUAAUAACAGAGGCAUACUGGAAGUACCCAGAUGAGCCUGUCGUAGGUUAUUUUAGAUCGUUACGUCCGGAGCUUAUUAUAAGGGAUCCUAAUAUCAUCAAAAGGGUCCUUACCACAGACUUUCACUACUUUUAUCACCGCGGAUUCAGCAAUAACAAAAUAAAGAUGGAGCCUCUGCAGAAGAACCUGUUCUUCGCGGACGGUGACAUGUGGCGGCUGCUGCGGCAGCGCCUCACGCCCUCUUUCUCCAGCGCUAAGCUGUACGCCAUGUUCCCGCUCAUCGAGGAGCGCGCCGAGCGGCUGCAAGCUCGCGUGCUGGCCCUUGCCGCCAAGGGGCAGACGCUCGACGCCCGCGACCUCAUGGCGCGCUACACCACUGACUUCAUUGGUGCUUGCGGUUUCGGUCUCGACGCAGAUUCUUUGCAAGACGAAAACUCCGAAUUUAGAAAACUCGGAAUAGAAAUAUUUCACAAGGAUGCCAAAUUUAUCGUUAAGCUUUUUCUUAAGCAACUAUUUCCUGAAACAUUCAAAAAUCUUAAACUAUCUGCUAGCAUAGAAAAGACUAUUAUCCAACUCCUGCAUCAGGUUCUUAAGCAAAGAAAUUAUCAACCUUCAUCUAGGAAUGAUUUCGUAGAUUUAUUAAUUGAAUGCAAAAAGAAGGGCACCAUCGUCGGGGAAUCUAUUGAGAGGAGAGAUUCAGAAGGCAAACCAGAAAUAGCAAAACUAGAAAUUGACGACGAAAUUUUGGCGUCUCAAAUGUUUGUUUUCUUCGCUGCAGGAUUCGAAACGUCGUCCUCCGCCACAAGCACCACGUUGAACGAACUCGCUCACAAUCCGCACGUACAAGUGAAAGUGCAAGAAGAAAUUGAUCGAGUAUUGGCAAAACACAAUAAUAAAUUGUGUUAUGAAGCUGUCAAAGAGAUGACUUACUUAGAGUGGACAUUUAAAGAAGGAAUGAGAGUUUUACCAUCUCUGGGGUUCUUAGCGCGACAAUGUGUGCGAAAAUAUACUUUUGAAGACUUGAACUUUUCAAUUGACGAGGGCGUUGUGGUGAUGAUUCCCGUGCAGGCCCUGCAGAACGACCCGAAGUACUUUCCUGAACCUGAAGAGUUCCGACCUGAACGCUUCGAUCCUGAGCUUGCUGACCCCAACAACAAAUUUGUCUACCUGCCUUUUGGAGAGGGGCCUCGAGCUUGUGUCGGCGAGCGGCUGGGGCUGAUGCAGUCGCUGGCGGGGCUGGCGGCCGUGCUGUCCAAGUUCGACGUGAGCCCGGCGCCGGGCGCGCCGCGCCACCCCGUGAUCAACCCCACCGGCGGCAUCGUGCAGAGCGUGGUCGGCGGCAUCCCACUCGUGUUCCGCGAGCGCUCCGCCCCACACUAGCGCUGCCCGCUGUCCGCUGCUACUCACACAUCUAACUUACAUUAUAUUACAUAUAUGAUCUUCUUAAUGUGAUGGAACGAUCUUAAUAUUG
This is a messenger RNA of Zerene cesonia (dogface butterfly), 1934 nucleotides long. Its product is annotated as cytochrome P450 6B6-like. The transcript has 2 exons. Bases 302 to 1843 code for a protein of 513 amino acids. The record is from RefSeq and is a predicted model, not a curated record. NCBI's taxonomy places the organism in Eukaryota, Metazoa, Arthropoda, Insecta, Lepidoptera, Pieridae. Gene Ontology annotation, molecular function: oxidoreductase activity, acting on paired donors, with incorporation or reduction of molecular oxygen; heme binding; iron ion binding.